Messenger RNA from Gadus morhua (Atlantic cod), 1253 nucleotides. Its product is annotated as dual specificity protein phosphatase 13. Gene Ontology annotation, cellular component: cytoplasm. The record is from RefSeq and is a predicted model, not a curated record. Bases 156 to 743 code for a protein of 195 amino acids. NCBI's taxonomy places the organism in Eukaryota, Metazoa, Chordata, Actinopteri, Gadiformes, Gadidae. Gene Ontology annotation, molecular function: protein tyrosine/serine/threonine phosphatase activity; MAP kinase phosphatase activity. The transcript is spliced from 3 exons. Gene Ontology annotation, biological process: protein dephosphorylation; negative regulation of MAPK cascade.
CCUGGAGAUGCGCCGGGUGUUGUUGCUUUUUAAAGCACUGUGCUGUCACUACCUCCUAGGGAUCUGAACUGGAACACCCACCGGUUAGUAUCCACAUGCGGCGCUUUGGGUUCGGCGUGCCGUGGAACCAGGGACGGCGGUGAGCGACCACAGAGAUGCCCAGGGGCCUCAGUGCUGGUGGGGCCGGCCCCGGGGGCUUGGGGACCAACGGGAGGUACGAGACCCCCCAGGCUUCUGAGCUGCAGAGGCUGAUGUGGACCAAGAACGGGGCCAGUGGCCACCUGGACCAAGUACAACCCAGGAUCUACGUGGGAGACAUGUACGCAGCGAAGGACAAGAGAUCCCUCCUCGCCCACCGCAUCACCCACGUGCUCAAUGCCGCCGACGGGAAGUUCAACGUGAACACGGGGGCCAGGUUCUACCGGGACACCAAGAUCACUUACCACGGGGUGGUGGCGUUCGACAUGCCGACCUUCGACAUGAGCCCCUUCUUCGCCCCGGCGGCCAACUUCAUCAGAAACGCCCUGAGCACGCCCACAGCUAAGGUGCUGGUGCACUGCGUGAUGGGUCAGAGCCGCUCCUCCACCCUGGUGCUGGCCUACCUGAUGAUCCACGAGAACCUGACACUGGCCGACGCCAUCAGAGCCGUCAGUGCCGGCCGCAACAUCUGCCCCAACGCCGGCUUCCUGGAGCAGCUCCGAGCGCUGGACCGAGAGCUCCACGCCCGCAGAGCUCGGAGCUGAGGAACACUAAUGUUAUAUUCGCACUCAAGAUCUAGAGUACAAAUAUAACAUGAAUACAUAUAUAUAUAUUUUCAUAUUAUUUAAAUUCUCAAGAACUAGAGUACUUAUAGAGUGCGAGUAUAAUAUGAAUACAUAUAUGUGUGUGUAUAUAUAUAUACAGUAUAUAUAAUACGAAUAUAUAUACACAUAAACAUACUAUAUAUAUAUAAAUGUAUUCAUAUUAUAUUCAUGCUCAGGAUCUCCAGUAGGAGGCAUUUUAUUGAUUUCAUGAUUAUAGUAUGAUAGUAUUUUAUAAAAGUAUGAUUAUGAUAUGCAUAUAUGAAUAUAAAUAAGUAUAUGCAUAAAAUUGAAAGUAUGAUGUACAGUUUGUUAUUCAGAAUAAUUGUCUAUAAAUGUAUUUCAUAGUUUAAUACCUGCGAUGUGGACAUAAAUGUUAAUGCUCAUGAUGAAAAACGCUUGUUGAAACAAUAUUAUCAUAAAUUAAUAAAUGAUUAAAGGCAGUGUCUCAAA